Molecule: messenger RNA, 1503 nt
Organism: Pecten maximus
Lineage: Eukaryota; Metazoa; Mollusca; Bivalvia; Pectinida; Pectinidae
Exons: 1
Coding region: 1-1503 (500 amino acids)
Biological process (GO): positive regulation of DNA-templated transcription
Cellular component (GO): nucleoplasm; chromatin
Molecular function (GO): protein binding; ubiquitin-protein transferase activity; zinc ion binding
Source: RefSeq, a predicted model, not a curated record
AUGGCUGGACAGGUAGCGGUCGAAAGAACAAUAGACGUAACAGAGAAAUGCAGAGAUCACAACCUACCAAUGGAAUAUUCUUGUAAAACAUGUAAAGGGGAGUUCAUAUGUCACGACUGCGUGAUAGGAGGGCAUAAUGGACACAUCUUUGGCGAUUUGCAAGCCUUCAUUUCUGAGCAGAAGUUGGAGGUGUUGAAAGUUCUUACCGAUACCGACGACCGAUUGUACCAAUUAAAUUUAGGCUGUGCUAAUGUGAAAGAAAGAAUGGACGAUAAUGAAAAGGAAUCUCAGAUAUUAGUUUCUCAAAUAGAAAAACGAGGCAAAAUUUUAAAAGCUCAUAUCGAUGAAAUUGUUGAAAGUGGUAGAAAAAAAUCCGAAAGAUACCAACGGAAAAACAACAGAAGACUGAGGAAAGUUCUUCAAGAAAUUACCGAUGUGAAAACGAAACUAGAGCAAAAAACUAACAAAUGUCGUGACUUGGUGCAUUCACGCGAGUAUGAAGAUUUCAAAAAAUCACUCCAUUUAGGGAAUGAAUUAGAAAAGAAUGCAUCUGCAAGUCACGGCAGGACGUCGACCAGAAGCCAAACUUUCAUAGCUCCUUCUCCCUUUGAGGAUAUAACAGUUCUCGAAGCUUUGUUUGGGAAGUUGCAAAUCGAUACAUCACAGCUGAACUCAGUAAGUGUAAGAUUAAAAAGCUCGUUCCGUAAUAGAGAUGAUGACGCCGUUUACCGCAUUUGUCCGGUAAUGGAUGGAAAUUCUGCAUGGGUCAGUGGCGAUGAAUGCAUACUACAUCUUGUCACAUUUACGGGAGACUUCCUUAAAAAGCUUGAACUCAAUUCUGGUGUUAAUGAUCUCUGUUGCAUAACCCAAAGCAACGAUGUGACAAGUCUCGUAGUUGCUUGCGAGGACAAUACUCUUAAAAAGAUAUCCCCAGAAGAAGAAGACGAAACAUUUGGGAUAGAGCUGUUCCAGUUUGAGUCCGAUCCACAAAGCAUCAGCAUCACAGCUGAAAAUGACAUCGUGCUCGUGACUCCUGGACACGUAACACCAGUCAAGGUCGACAUGCGUGGGAAAAGGAAACCCUUCGUGUCCAAAAGUGAAGAGGGUAUGGUUUUGACAACACCGAAUACUAUUCGUGUGAAUACCGACACUGGCGACCUGGCUAUCCUAAAUAACGAGCCAGGAUGUUUGUAUGUCUGCGACGAAAAGCUUAAUUUGAAAUUCAAGUACCACGGAAAAGAAAAUGAGGAUGACCAAAUUGAAGCUUCAGAUUUCGAUCCUCAGGGGGUCACGUUUGAUAGGGAUCACAACAUACUGGUUGCUGAUCAAGGCCGGCGACGGGUGAUCCUGCUAGACAAGGAGGGCCAUUUUCUUAAAACUUUGAUCAGCAAAAUCGAAGAUGAACCGCUAACUGUGGAGAUGGUGCAAGAAAGUACAACGCAUGUUCUCUGGGUGGGAUACAAUAGCGGAAAAAUUGAGACAUAUGAAUAUAUAUUCAACUAG